AUGUCGCUGGGAGAAGUUGCUUGCACUUUCGCGUGUUUAAUCCUCAAUAAUGAGGGCAUUCCCAUCACUGCAGAGAAAAUUUCGACUUUGGUGAAAGUUGCAAAUGUAACAGUGGAACCUUACUGGCCUUUGCUGUUUGCUAAACUGGCUGAGAAGAGAAACCUUGGUGAUCUUAUCAUGAAUGAUGGUGCUGGUGGCGGCGGUCUUUGCGAUUCUUUGUUGCCACCCCUGCGGAGCAAUUUCCUUGGUGGUCUUCUUGCGAUGUUGAAGAAACGGGAAGAACCUAAGGAAGAAAGUGAUGAUGACAUGGGAUUCAGUCUUUUCGAUUAG
Molecule: messenger RNA, 330 nt
Organism: Lycium ferocissimum
Lineage: Eukaryota; Viridiplantae; Streptophyta; Magnoliopsida; Solanales; Solanaceae
Product: large ribosomal subunit protein P1-like
Exons: 4
Coding region: 1-330 (109 amino acids)
Biological process (GO): cytoplasmic translation
Cellular component (GO): cytosolic large ribosomal subunit
Molecular function (GO): ribonucleoprotein complex binding; protein kinase activator activity; structural constituent of ribosome
Source: RefSeq, a predicted model, not a curated record